Diversispora eburnea is the source of this 3579-nucleotide messenger RNA. The record is from the annotation of a GenBank genome assembly. NCBI's taxonomy places the organism in Eukaryota, Fungi, Glomeromycota, Glomeromycetes, Diversisporales, Diversisporaceae.
AUGAAUUAUAUUGAUCCUCCGCGUGGGGUUUUCACACUUCCAACACCCUGCGACCAAGCUUAUCAUUUUUGGGAUGUUAUUAAAUCCAAUGAAAACUUUACACUUCAAAGAACUAAAGCUUCAAAUAAUAGUAAUACUUUCUUAAGAGGUGUUAUUGGCACUAUACAAAAUGUGUUCGACACAAAGCAACCUCCUUUUCGUAUACUUUUUAAGCCGGAGGCUAACGGUAUUACCUUACAAAUUGCAGUUUCUCAAACUCAAAAAGGUAUCGAGGAUGCUUGGAAAUGGGUUGAAGAUAGUUUCAACGAAGGAUUAAAGAAAUUAGAUGAUCCGGGAGAAAAAGAAAAUUAUGUGGUGACAAAGAUAAAUUCUUUGGUUACUCGACAAGAUAAAGGAACUGAUGAAGUUUCUGAAGAUGAAAAUGUACGAGCUGCUUCUAGAGCUUUUCGACAAACAUUUGAUGUAAUGCAAACCGAGAGAUUAGUUAAUUAUUAUUCUUGUGCAUAUCGUGGAAUAAUUCAGGGAUGGAUGUAUAUCAGCGAAAAUUACUUGUGCUUUUAUUCUUUUGUAUUGGGAAUAGAAACUAAAUUAUUGAUAGAAUUAAAAAACAUUCAAGGUUUAAGUAAAGAGAAAUCAAAACGUGGAAUUGUUUCAGAUUCCAUUAAAGUUAUAACAAAAGACAAUAAUGAGACUCAUGACCUUUUGGUUCAAUUAACAACCUUAUCAAUGCAACGAUUAUUGAAAAAUAAUGCUCUUGAACCGGCACCAGGAAUGUUAUACGAUUUUGAGCGGGAUGAUACAAAUUCAAAGUUAGAUUUACCUUCACCAAAUCAGCAAGAACCUCCAAAUUCACCCAUGGUUCCUCCUUUAAAAAAAGAUCUCGAAGAUCAAAAACGGGAUGAAGAAUUUCAAACAUUUUUCAAUUUACCCGCGACAGAACAUAUGUUGCAUGAAUGUAAUUGUGAAUUUUCAAUGCCAGACAUAAAAGAAGGUCAAAAUGGUAAACUUCAACUUUCGGAAGGUUACCUUGCCUUUGCAUCUUCAGAUAAAAGAGGAGGAUGUAGUUUAGUUAUUCCAUUAUAUACUGUGCGUAAAGUAGAACGGUUAAAUAGUAGUAAAACCCAUAUGCUUGCUCUUUCUAUUUUGAAUUGGCAUAAAAUGAAAUUAAUAUUUCAAAUUGAUGGAACAAAAGCGGAAUGUCAAAAUUUUUGUGAAAUUCUUAAAGCGAAUCUAAAAUCGCAAGUUCGUUAUAUGAAAUCUCUACGACCAUUUUUAAGCACAUGUUAUUCGGAAACUUUGAUAGUGGAUCUUAAAAAAGAGUUACCAGUUGGAGGAUUAGGAUUAAUUUUUGGAUUUCCUGAUGAUAAAAAAAGGUUUCCAUAUUUUCGUAAACUUGUUCGUGUUGGAUUACCAGAUAGAUUACGUGGAGAAAUGUGGGAACUUUGUUCUGGUGCAAUGUAUUUAAGAUUUAUGAAUGAAGGUUUAUAUGACAGACUACAUAAAGAAUCUGAUGGUAAAAUUUCUCACUCUACAGAAGAAAUUGAAAAGGAUUUGAACAGAUCACUUCCUGAAUAUUCUGCAUAUCAAAAACCAGAAGGAAUAAAUAAAUUGAGACGUGUUUUGACAGCUUAUUCUUUGAAAGAUCCAGAAUUAGGUUAUUGUCAAGCAAUGAAUAUUGUUACUUCUGCCAUUUUGAUUGAAGAACAAGCAUUUUGGAUUUUGAGUGUAUUAUGUGAUAAAUUGUUGCCUGGUUAUUAUAGUACAUCUAUGUAUGGUGCAAUGUUAGAUCAAAUAAUAUUUGAACAUUAUGUUCAAACCAAAAUGCCUAUGCUUUAUGACCAUUUUCGGAUUGCAGAUAUUCAAUUAUCAGUUGCAUGCUUACCUUGGUUUUUAAGUCUUUACAUCAAUUCUAUGCCUCUUAUCUUUGCUUUUCGAGUAUUAGAUUGCUUUUUUAUGGAAGGACCAAAGAUUAAUGGGGAUCAACUUAUGGAAAUUUCUGAUGAUGGAGCAUUUAUAAAUGUUUUAAAGAACUAUUUUGCAACAUUGCAUGAACCUGCUUAUCCAAAUAGUACAGAUUCUAAAAUCAAAGAAAUAACCAAAUUUCAUAAUUUAAUGAGUGUAGCAUUUAAAGAAUUCGAAAGUAUUACAAUUGAAAGUAUACUUGAAUUACGAAAAGCUCAUCAACUUAAAGUAGUUCAUAAUAUUGAAAGUUUUACUAAACGAAGUCAAAUACGUAAUAUUCGUGAUACCUCCAAGUUUACAAAGGAUAAUAUUUCAGUAAUUUAUGAUAAAUUUUAUAGUGCCCAAUUUUAUAGUAAACAACAUAAUAUUAGAAAUGAUCCCCGAAUGGAUUUGAAAACUUUUUAUCGAUUUUUAGGGAGUAUUGCAAGUUGGGCUAAAUUAGAUGAUGAAUUAGGUAUUCAAAAUGAAUCACCACGAGAUAAUCAAGGGAGAAGACUUGUAGGAUAUGAAUUUAUCAAAAAGUUAUUUAAUCAUUUUGAUCGAUCUAAAUCAAAUGGAUUAACGAUACAAGAUGUCGUAACUGGACUUGGUGAAAUUAUAUUUGGAGAUUUAAUGUCACGAAUGGAAUUUUUUUACAAUCUUCAUGAUGGAAAUAAAGAUGGUUUUCUAAGAAAAGAAGAAAUUUUACAAAUGUCUGAAAGCUUUUUAUUCAUAUUUCGAUCACGUCAAGAUGAUGGUCACCUUAGUUCUGUAUCCAAUUUCAUUAAGAAUGCAUUUGAAUUUAGUGAUUCAUCAUCAUCUCCACCCGAAGUUAAAAUUAAAGAGAAUAAUCUUAUUGAAAUUGAUUCAAAAGAACUUAAUACAGUAAUUAAUGAUGAAAACAAUAAUAAAAUCAAUGAUAAUGAUUCCGAAGCACAUCAUUAUAUUUCUCUUCCUUCAUUUCGUAUGAUUAUAUUGGCCGAUGCAUACCUCGAAACUUUCUUUGAUAGUGAUUUUAUUUCAACAUUCCAAUUUGUUGAAGCUCCUCAAGACAGACAAAAAGGAUUAGGACGUGAAAUAUUUAAUUUACUCAUGACAGAUGGAGUAAAAUUGGCUACUCGAUUUGGUAAACGAUUAAAUGAACGUCGAAAGUCUAGAUUAACGACGGUGGUUAAUCAAAGAAUACAAAAAAGGGAGGUAUCACCAGAACCAUCUUUAUUAUCGAUAGAAUCAGCUGAAUAUUCACUUAAAAUUCCAAAAAAUGGAUCACCAAGUUCAUCUUUAUAUCUGGAAGAUGAAGAAGAAAGUCUUUUACAAGAAGUGGAUAGUCUUUUGAAUAAUUCUAGUAUUAUUGAAAAAUCCGAUUCAAUUAAAGAUUAUGAAAAUUAUAAAGUUAAUGAAAAACAUGUUGUUGAAAGAACUCUGAAAUGUUCCAAAUAUAAUGAAUCAAAAGAUGAUCAGAAUUGUUCAGGUCAUGAAAUAAAUGCAAUUAUUUCAAUGUUAGAACCAGAUCUCGAAUCCUCAGUUCUUCAAAUUCUGGUUCCCUCGUGCUUUAAUCCUACACAUUAUGUAGGAGACAAAAAUAGAAUCGCUAGAUCACUGAAGACAAAAGAUAUUCAAGUUGUUUGGAAAUUUUAG